Messenger RNA from Macrosiphum euphorbiae (potato aphid), 378 nucleotides. The record is from the annotation of a GenBank genome assembly. Lineage: Eukaryota; Metazoa; Arthropoda; Insecta; Hemiptera; Aphididae.
AUGAAUGCACCAAUUCCUUCCCAGAUUGUACCAGCCGUUUCAGAAAUUAAUCCAGACGGAUCAUUUUCUGAAAGUAUCCUACCAUCUAUCACUACACAGAAUCAUGAAUAUUCUUCUAACGUUCCAUACUAUAAACCUACACAAUUUGUAUCCGGUCCUUUGUAUCCUUCACCUCACCAUUCCAAUUACUUAAAUCAUCAUCAAUUUCCCAUACAUUCUCAAACACGUCUAACUACUUCAUUGCCUCAACCACAAAGUCCGACCAUGCAUUUUAACACAAUAUCUCCAUCAGCCUCGUCUUCCACAACUAUGGACAAUCAGGCAUAUAGCGAAGAAGACAGUAUUGAAAUUUUUAGGGAUGGACCUAAAGCUUGUUAA